AAGUGGUAAAGGAAACUUGCUGAGUCGUUUUCUGAGAAGAGACCAUAUUUGUUCGCAGAGGAAGCUGUUGCUUUCUGGGAUCAGGCUACAGCAGAAAGGACGUCUGCUCCAACGAGGCUUUUCCAGAGAGUACCUGGGAGUUGGAAGAGCCAAGGACGCCUCUGUGCUCUGGAUUUGGGGUUCUCUGUCCAUGGGCGCAACAGCCACACGCAGCUCGUGAGCAGCCAUGGCAUUCAGGAACGUGCCCUUUCGCUCCGAGGUUCUGGCCUGGGACGCCGACAGCCUCGCAGACUAUUUCAAGAAGCUCAACUACAAGGACUGUGAAAAGGCCGUGAGGAAGCAUCACAUCGACGGGCCAAGGUUUUUGAACCUGGCAGAGAAUGACAUCCAGAAGUUCCCUAAGCUCCGGGUGCCGAUUCUAAGUAAGUUAAGUCAAGAAAUCAACAAGAAUGAAGAGAGAAGGAGCAUUUUCACACGCAAACCCCAAGUCCAGCGGUUUCCUGAGGAGACAGAAAGCCAUGAAGAAGACAAUGGAGGCUGGUCAUCCUUUGAAGAAGAUGACUAUGAGAGUCCCAAUGAAGAUCAGGAUGGGGAGGAUGACGGUGACUACGAAUCCCCUAAUGAGGAGGAGGCGGCGCCCAUGGAAGACGAUGCUGAUUAUGAGCCGCCGCCCUCCAAUGAUGAGGAAGCUCUGCAGAACUCCAUCCUGCCUGCCAAGCCUUUCUCCAACUCCAACUCCAUGUACAUAGACCGGCCGGCCUCCGGGAAGGCACAGCAGCCGCCGGUGCCCCCUCAGAGGCCCAUGACCGGCCCCCCUCCUCUGCCUGCUGGCCGCAAUCACACGCAGCCACUCCCCCCACCCCAGCCCAACCACGAAGAGCCUAGCAGAAGUAGAAACCACAAAACAGCAAAGCUCCCUGUUCCUUCCAUAGACAGAAGCACGAAACCGCCCCUAGAUCGUUCUUUAGCUCCGUUUGACAGAGAGCCCUUCACACUAGGAAAGAAACCAGCGAUUUCUGACAAGCCCUCGGCGCCAGCAGGAAGGCCUCUCGGGGAGCAUUUGCCCAAGAUACAAAAGCCCCCAUUACCACCGGCCACGGAAAGGCCCGACAGAGGCAGCCCCCUGCCAGGGAAGAAGCCACCUGUGCCAAAGCAUGGAUGGGGAGGAGACAGAAGAGAGAAUGAUGAAGAUGAUGUGCAUCAGAGACCCCUGCCCCCACCAACAAUGCUCCCCAUGAGCUCCAACACCUUCCCUUCAAGAUCCACCAAGCCCUCACCCAAGCACCCCCUCCCACCGACUCACAUGCCCGGAGCCUUCUCAGAAAGUAACAGUAGUUUUCCGCAGAGUGCCUCCCUGCCGCCAUACUUCUCUCAAGGCCCGAGCAACAGACCACCUCCCAGAAUCGAAGGCAGGAACUUUUCCUCACCAAUUCCAAACAAACCUCGGCCACCAUCCCCUGGGGAAGAUGAGAAUUCAUUAAAUGAAGAAUGGUAUGUUUCUUAUAUUACCCGAACAGAGGCAGAAGCUGCUCUCAGAAGGAUAAACCAGGAUGGCACUUUUCUGGUUAGAGACAGCUCUAAAAAAACAAUAACCAAUCCAUAUGUCCUCAUGGUGUUGUACAAAGAUAAAGUUUACAAUAUCCAGAUCCGUUAUCAGGAGGAAAACCAAGUCUACUUGUUGGGAACUGGACUCCGAGGGAAAGAGGACUUUCUGUCUGUGUCGGAUAUUAUUGACUACUUCAGGAAAAUGCCGCUUCUACUCAUUGAUGGAAAAAACCGAGGUUCCAGAUACCAGUGCACGUUAACCUAUGCUGCAGCUUAUCCCUAGCAAGCCAGCCAAGCAAAGGAACCUUACUCCUGCCUCUGAUGCCAGCAUGGGAAGAUCAGUCAACUGUGGUAAACCAUCAGACACUUGGGACUGAAUUGAACCCCUUAACAUGAAGAGUUUUGUCCUUUUGCUUAAAAAGUGUUUGAAAUGAAGACUGUCAGAUAUCCCAUAAUUUAUUUAUUCUUCUUCAAUGUUUAUAAAAUGCAUGAGUAAUAAUGUUCACACUUGAAGUGGAGUAGGGCACUGUAAUAAUUCAUUUUAAAAAGAUACCGUAUUUGUGAAUACCCAUUUCCAAGUACAUUAGUUUGCCCAGCUACACAAACAAUAUGGGGCAAGCUGAGCAACACUGAAAUGGUAAUAAUUUUGGUAACACAUUAAAAACUGAAUUUUUUAAAAUAGGCACUCCUUUGUCAAAGGCAAUCAUCAGUUUUAUAUGCACAAUUUGAAACUUAUACUAAAAUUCAGUUUCUAGGCAGCAAUAAUUUAAGAGGCUUCCAAAACAUUUCAUCCUUUCUUAUUUGUUUUUUUUUUUUUUUUUUUUUGCUGGGGGGAUUUUUGUGUACUUUUUUAUGAAAAAGAUAAAUGCAUGUCAGGAUAACUCCCUGGAAUUAAAAUUAAUUUGCCUUUUGCUUCACUUUUGAGUUCCUAAGACAACUUUAUUGACUUUACUUAGUUCUUACUUUUUUAUUUGUUUUAAAUCAAAUUUAAGAUACAAAUGCCCAAAGAAAACAUUUUAAAUUUAGAGAUGAGGCUUUGGUGUCAAAUUUAAGUUCAUCACAUCCAACACCCACAUCCUACCUCCACACCACCCCCCCAACCAAAUCCAAAAGCAUCAUCAAGUGAAAUAGAUUUUACUGAAGUCUUCCCAGGAAAAUGAAAGAACAAUGCAUAUAUACAUGGAAAAAUCUGAUCAGACUUUCCAAUUAGAUAGGUUUUUUUUUUUUUUUCCUGACAACUGUAAUAAAGCCCUUCUCUUCAUCCAUUCCCAAGAGGCUUUAUAAAUUCUUCAAAGCAAUUCAGUUCUUUCCUUCAACAUUCAUAUCUCACUUAACAAAAAGUAGGCACGUCACACAAUGAAAACCUCACAUUCAGUUAAGUUUUCCCUUUUGAGGCCUGGGUUGUUAUUCCACAACUUUUAUUAACAAUAAAAAUGUAUGGCUUCUCUGUUUAGUA
Messenger RNA from Phacochoerus africanus (Common warthog), 3001 nucleotides. RefSeq names its product lymphocyte cytosolic protein 2 (gene LCP2). The transcript is spliced from 21 exons. Gene Ontology annotation, molecular function: protein binding. Lineage: Eukaryota; Metazoa; Chordata; Mammalia; Artiodactyla; Suidae. Gene Ontology annotation, biological process: intracellular signal transduction; cell surface receptor protein tyrosine kinase signaling pathway. The coding region runs from base 227 to 1828 and encodes 533 amino acids. The record is from RefSeq and is a predicted model, not a curated record.